Eimeria maxima is the source of this 1173-nucleotide messenger RNA. RefSeq names its product MORN repeat-containing protein, putative. Lineage: Eukaryota; Apicomplexa; Conoidasida; Eucoccidiorida; Eimeriidae. The transcript has 8 exons. The record is from RefSeq and is a predicted model, not a curated record. The coding region runs from base 1 to 1173 and encodes 390 amino acids.
AUGGGGGCGGGACUCUCCUGUCAGUGUUUUGAUUCCGUAAAGAAUGACGAGGCAGAAUUCGUACCAGGAAUACAACAAGACACUAAUGCAUCCGCAGGCUCGGCGAAGACAAUAGUGUUAAGUGGAGGAGUUCAAUAUACAGGAGAAUUAAAGAAUGGACAAAAACACGGAUAUGGUGUAUUAAUUCGUCCCUGUGGAUCUAAAUUCUCUGGUUAUUUUAAGGAUGGAGUAGCAGAAGGAGAGGGAACUUUUAUUCAUCCUCUAGGGAAUAAAUAUGAAGGACAAUGGAAGAAUAAUAAGGCCCAUGGUAGAGGGAGGUUUACGCAUGCAGAUGGAUCUUAUUAUGAUGGCCAAUGGGUAUGCGAUGUACAAGAGGGUUACGGGCGUGAGCAUUGGGCAGACGGCAGCAGCUACGAAGGAGAAUACAAGAAAGGAGUAAAAGAAGGAAAAGGAACUUUUUGUUGGCAAGACGGGCAAUGGGUACAGAAUCAUAUGGAGGGACAAGGGAAGAUGCUUCUUCCUGAUGGUCGUGUUUAUGAGGGUGGAUAUAAAGCAGAUAAAAAACAUGGUCAUGGUAAGGUGACAUGGCCAGACGGCCGCUGGUUCGAAGGGGAAUGGGUAGACGGCAAACAGCACGGCUUAGGUCGUUAUUAUUCAAUGGAUGGCAAAGCUGUCUCCGAGGCAGAGUGGAGAUUUGGUAGAAAAAUAUCUGUUACUGAAGCUCCUGUAAAUACUCUUCCUCCCUCUACUGCCUUAGAAUCUCUACAGACAGCAGACGAAGAAAAAAAAGAAUUAUUUGCUUCUUCUGUGCCUACCAACAAGGAAGACAGCAGCAGCAAUGCAGCUUCUGCUGCACAGAAGCAGCAGCAGCAGCAGAAACAGCAGCAGCAGCAGCAGCAGCAGCAGCAGCAGCAGCUAGAUAAACAAACAUCAAAGAAAGGGGGAGGAAAUCAUACGCGAUGGAGAAGAGAGAAAUCAAAGAAAAAAGAAAAAGGAGAAGAGAGCCAAGAGGCACCUUCCCCUGCUGCUGCUGCUACUGCUCCUGCUCCUGCUGCAGGAAAAAAAGGAGCAGCAGCAGCAGCAGCAGCAGCAGCAAAUGAUGCAGACGCACCAACAGCAGCAAAGAAGAAAAAAGGGUUCUCUUUAUUUGGCAAGAAAGAAUCUAAACCCUAA